This is a messenger RNA of Mya arenaria, 6993 nucleotides long. Its product is annotated as receptor-type tyrosine-protein phosphatase mu-like. Gene Ontology annotation, biological process: protein dephosphorylation. The transcript is spliced from 15 exons. The record is from RefSeq and is a predicted model, not a curated record. The coding region runs from base 660 to 5405 and encodes 1581 amino acids. Gene Ontology annotation, molecular function: protein tyrosine phosphatase activity; protein binding. NCBI's taxonomy places the organism in Eukaryota, Metazoa, Mollusca, Bivalvia, Myida, Myidae.
GCCGUUGCGUAGAAACAGAUAAACAGGUGCGACAGAAUGGUGUGUCACAGCUUGCAGAAAAUCGAUCGAAAUCUCAUGCUUUCACUUCAAUUUCCCUAUUGAGUUGAUUGGCUUUUGAAUCUACCAGAUGUAAUUUCUAUAUAACAGUAAUACUUUAAAAAGACUCUAUGACAUAUGCUGAGAAAAUAUUCAUUUUGUCGACUGAUGCUGCAAUGUUUACAUGGAAAGUGCCCCGCCCCCUCCUUUAGCAUGAUCUGGCAUGAUUUUAAAGUGUUCUAUAUUCAUGUCAUGAAGGAUUAAGUCCUGAUACGUUCUGUAUUGAUUAUUUACUACAAAUGAGAGAAUAUUCUAAAUACCUUGCAUGUAUCAUAUAUGCUUAUUGGAUAUAUAAACUGCUUGCUUUGAUGUAAAAUAAUGACACAGCACUCAGAAAAGUGAAGUUUAUGGAUUUAACCGUGUUCGAACGUCGAUAACAUUUAUACAGAAAGUGAUAGAGUUAUCUGUCUGUUAUCAAUAUUGAAUAAUAAUAAUAUGGCACAAUAGAAAAUACUUCUCCUGAGACGGAACAAAUGUGAUUGUAUUGAAAGUUGACGUUGUUUGGAUAAUAUUGACAUCCAACUACAAGAGCUGCCAUUACUUUGAGAAAUGCAGAUAACUUGAUGGAGAGAUAUAUCAAAAUAUUGGCAUUUUUCUGUAUUUGCAUCUCAGCCGCCGGAGGGUCCUCCACCCCUUCGCCAGACCAAGCGGCCACAUGCAACCCGCCGUGCAAGAAACAGCAAUACUGUGCUACAGCUGGACUCACCUGUCUAGACUGCCACGAGUCAUGUGACGGCUGCCACAUUUUCGGGAACAACCACUGCUUCCAGUGCCGGCUAGGCUUCUAUAACGUGAGCGGGACGUGCAGACCGUGCCCGGAUAACCGGUUCGGGCCGGAUUGUGCAUCCACGUGUCACUGUCUGCAGGGGACGGACGACUGUGACCCGACGAACGGUCAUUGUGCAAGCUCCCAGUGUGAGCACGGCUGGCAGGGAGUGCCCACGUGCCAAACACCAUGCAAGAAUCUAACGUACGGAUCCGGCUGUUUGUCCGCCUGUCACUGUCCGCUCGGAGACACCUGUUCUCCCAUCAAUGGAUUGUGUUCCGGGGGUACAUGCGCAGUAGGAUGGUCCGGCUCCGGCUGUCAAAAUGAGCUACUACAACUGUCGGACCCACUGGAAGUGAGUCACGUGACAUGCGACAACGUGACCGUCACGUGGCUAGCCUGGCGGUCAGGCGUUGACCGGGGGAAUGUUGACGCGGUGAUUUCCCAUUACGAGUUGUACUCAUCAUAUCGGGUAAACAACACGGUGGCCAGCUGGACGCUCAAUAUGAAGGUGCAACCGGAAGCCGGGCGGGAUAACUACUCGGUGACGAUAACGGCCCUGGAACCGGAUGCGUUUUACAAGUUCCGGGUGGACAUCCGCCAGAUGGCGCCCGGUGGCAAGGAAAUGAAAGAGAUUCUACAGGGCCGUGUUAUGGACCCCGUUUACAUCCCCUGUACAGUAACGACGACGACAACAACAACAACUGCUGCCCCACCCACCACAACCAAAAAACCCUCAGCUUUCCUUAAUGAUUCCCUCACUGAGGUGAAGGCUGAAGUCGACCCCGGAAGCGGGAACAUCACCAUGACAGUCACAUGGGUAAUCAACGACGAAUGGGAGAACGAGACCUUGAACUUUCACCUCAAUGUCACAGAGGUCAAACACGUAGGGACAACAUGUGGCAACUUUGAGAACCCGAGAUCUUACGAGAGCGAGGUGACGGGCGCCACUAUGUACGAGUUUACGGAGGCCCUGCUAGCAUGGACGGAAUACAUCGUGACCAUCACCACUAGGAGGCCCGGCUUGAAUCUCUCUGAUCCAUACCCCGUCGUCAAGACGGAACAGACGCCCGAACGCGUUCCAGUCGUUGAAGUACGAGAUGUGAAUGCCACAGACAUAGAAACGCACGGUGUGACAUUAAGAUGGCCUCACUUGAGCUGCAGUGAACGGAACGGAGCGUUACUCUACUACCGAGUCCUACUGUACCGACUGGGAAAUCAGAUGAUAAUUGGGAUUAACACAACAGCGACAACCUGGACAGCCAUUGAAAACGGCGACCUGUUCUAUAUCAAAACUGUUACGGGCUUGAAGCCCUAUACGGAGUACGUUGCUAACGUAGUUUACGUCAACGCGGCCGGACGAGGACCGGAUAUGACCAACCUGACUCAAUUUCGGACAAAUGAAGGCAUUCCGAAUCCACCCACAAUACAAGCCGUCUCAGUGGCGGUAAAAGACAUUACCAUAACGCUGAAAACGCCUGACGUCACCAACGGCGUCCUGACGUCAAUAACGAUAGAGGUGCACUUGUCUAACGAGACGAGCGGAAAAAAGAAUGUGUUGCCGGCGACUUCCAGUGUGACAGAGUACACGCAAACCAUCGCUAACCUUCAGCCUAACACGCAAUACACUGUCAAGGCCUACGUUAGCACUUUGGCCGGUCAGAGCCCGGCGUCAGUUAGUAAGAACAUCACCACAUACAAGUCCGUGCCUCCGCAAUCCACAGACGUCGCAUCAGACGAAAAUUUCAGGAACGAGUCGUGCAUCAAACUGACGUGGAAAAAUGACGACGACGAUGUUUUUAGAUACGAGGUUCAUUACGAGGAAAGGGGGAUUAUAGAUUCUGACGUCAUGGGGCUGAACACAACAGACACGCAGGCGCUGAUAUGUUACCUGACGCCCGGUGCCUUCUAUGACUUCACCAUUAUCGCUGUCAGCAAAGCCGGCCCUGGCCUCCAAACAACGGCAACGUUCUCAGUGGAACAGCCAGACCCACCGCUGCCCAAAGUACCGGAAAUAAUUAAAACAACGUCUUCAACAAUAACUGUAGCGUUGGACCCUGUAGUUCUGACAUCAACUGCGUAUAAAUACGGAUAUUUGCUCGCAAUAAGAGAUGUGACAAGUGACGUCACGCGCACAAAACGUGCAACCAGCCGCAGCAACGAGACAUGUCCUGGCGUGAAUGAAAUACCCGGCAACGUGAUUAGGAAUUUCUCCCAUUCUGAGAUUCCAACUAGAAUUAUCUUUGUCAUCGGGAAUGAGUCUUAUGCCGAUGGUGUUUACGAGAAUCAGCCGCUAACUAAAGACCAUUUCUACCAUAUAUACUAUCUGAUUACUAGCUAUUUUCAAAACGUUUGCAAAUACCAAUUUGUUGGCACUAUAAACCCAGUUAAGGUGGCCCCAGCGGAAGUAAUUGUAACGCCAGCACCGAUGGUAGUAACGGAGGAAUCCAGCAACACCGCUUGGAUAAUAGCAGUCAUCGUGAUCGUCCUUCUUCUAGUCAUUAUAAUUGUCGUCAUUGUCAUCCUGUUCUGUAUACGGAGACGUCAAUCAGGACAGAAGUACGAGCAAUAUGUGAAUGAGAAGGAGGACUUUAAUAUGAAGGUCUACAACAGAGUCGACGACUACGACCCACACAAGUACUGGAACACGGUGUAUUCUCUACGAGAAAGCCGCUAUAUAGUGGCCGGUCGCGAGUAUUUACCAUCGGAACAAAAGCACGCGAUGAACGGGCAGGUUGCCAUAACUAACGGCGGUCCUCCAAUUACGUUCCACGACGAAUUCUCCAGCCUGCCACACGGUCCCCAGCUUCCACACAUGGCCGCAAUCCAGCAUGAAAACGGUCCGAAAAACAGGUUCCACCACCUCCUCCCUUACGACCAAACAAGAGUGAUACUGGAUGUCGAUGAAAACUGCGACAGUGAUUACAUAAACGCGAACUUUAUAAAGGGCUAUAAGCAUCAGAGAGCGUAUAUCGCGUCACAAAGUCCGUAUGACGACGAUACGGUGCUAGAUUUUUGGAGAAUGAUUUACCAGUAUGAGGUAAAGGUUGUCGUAAUGAUGGCAAACAUAGUUGAGGACAAUAUAGUUAAGUGUACACAGUACUGGCCCAAUAGCGGCCGGGUUCAGUAUGGACAUUUCCUAUUGGACCAUGUAGAUACGCAGGAGUACGCGUCUUACGUCAUUCGCACGGUGCGCGUCAAACAGCGAGGGGAGAAGGAAUGGCAAGUUGUGUAUCUGUUUGAGAUGACGUACUGGCCGGAACAUGGCGUCCCUGACGACCCGAUCCCGCUCCUAGAGAUGCGACACAAGGUGAAUGACUACCAAAACCAGUCCAACAAACCCAUAGCUGUCCACUGUGGGACGGGCGUCAGUCGCAGCGGUGUGUUCAUCGCGGUGGAUUCUUUGCUGGACCAGUAUGAGGCUGAAGGGAGAAUCAGUGUAUUCUCGUUUGUAAGACGGAUGAGGAAAGAAAGAGUUAACAUGGUGCGGACUGUGAAACAGUACGUAUUCAUAUAUGAAACUAUCUUUGAAGCAAUGCAUGCGGGAAAUACACUGACAGGCCCGGAUGACUUGAAAGAACGGUAUCACUAUUUGACGCAGAAGAACCCAGCAAAUCACCAUUCCUAUCUCCACGGACAGUUUCGAGGGCUUGUUGAUUUUACAAGAAAGCUCUUCCCCACCUCUUGUACUGGUGCUUUCCUUCCAGCAAACUUGAACAAGAACCGCUUUAUAGAGAUUGUUCCCCCUGAUAUGUACCGCCCCGUGCUAUACACGCCGGGCGGUAUAGGCCGAACGGACUUCAUUAACGCCUUGUUCCUGGACAGCCACCGGAAGAACUCGCACUUUAUAAUCACACAGACCCCGCUACACACAACCGUGAUCGACUUCUGGAAGCUUGUGUACGACCACCAGAUCCACACCAUCGUCAUGAUGGAACCAAUGAUGUAUGAGGAUGACACGUGCGCGGAGUAUUGGCCGGAAGACCAUAUGAAGCAAUAUGAGCCAUUCUUCGUAGAAACAGCGGACGUCUAUCAGCAAGAAAACAUCACAAUCCGUAACCUCAAACUCACCUCAAUGAGUCAUCCAAAAGACCCGCGCCAUAUUCGCCAGUUCCAAUUUAACGCUUGGUCCGACUCGGAGUUCAUACCGAAGUCGAAAUCCAUGUUUCUCGACGUCAUAGAUCUUGUCAACGACUGGCAGACCGUGAACAACAACGACACCACCCCGAUCCUUGUCCACUGUAAGGACGGGGCGACCCACAGCGGGCUGUAUAUCGCAUUGAGCGUCCUGUGUGAGAAGAUCCAGUCGGAAAAUGAGGUUGACGUCUACCACACCGUCAAACACCUCAAGCGGAGACGUACACAGAUCAUAGAUACGCUGGACCAGUACCGGUUCUGCUACAAGGCGCUGUGGGAUUUCAUCAACAUGCGACUUUCGGGCGGCACCCUUACCGACCAGAUGUCCCGUACACGCAUGGACCGACCCUACAACAGCCUCAGCCUGGAAUCCUACACUUCCGGUCAGGAAUAUAUGCCCUAUUAGACGGAAACAGGUCACCCUGAGAUGAAACCCAACUUCUGCCGAGCAUCUUCGCUGUUUUGGGCUGCUCGUCCGAUUUCGAAAAAAAAACAGUCAUUGUAAUCGACUUGGGUUAAUUGUCUUCAUGCAAAACCUUUAUUUUUGACUACAAGUCCAUACUCAUUUUAUUUAUUCAUAUGAAACAUUGUACACGUGUUACCGGUAUCAAAACGCACAUGAUGGUAAAGGCCCGUGACGCUGGCUUGAAUAGCCUUCGAGUAGGGCUUCUUAUUUAACUGACUAUAAGAUAAACAAACGAGCGUUGGCUGGCUGUGUGACAACAGCUCCGUCGAUCUGCCGCAACGGCGAUGUCACGUUAUCCAUUGUUUAAUUUAUUUUUAAUACUGCAUGUUCAAACAAAUGUGUGUAUAUGUCCGUGAACAAAGUUCCGUCUUACAAACUAAAUAAACUACACAAUUAACGACAGGAUUCGUAUGGCAAUAUCAAUAUCUGAUAGUUUGAAGUGGCAUUUCAAACUCUUAAUUGCAUGUACACCAUAUUUUAUAGUUCCUAUUCGGUCAUUGUGUAUUGCUGUUUGUUUAUGAUUUUACAGCACUGUUUGGUAUCAUGACAGGAAAUGUACAAACACAAUACUCUAGAAAAGGUGCUUGACAGAUGUCUUGAUAUUUAAUAUUUAUUUAAAAUAAGAAUACACGUUCUGCAAACUCAAUAUCGGGAUGUAACUGCUCAAGCGUUUCACAGAUCUUCCAGUGAAACAGAUAUUUCGAACACUGGUGCUACCCUCCAGCAGGAUCGUUGUACAAUUACGUUUAGUUACUUAUUAAAUUUACAAAUACAAUAUAUGAAUCACUCUCGUUGGCACAAUGUUACACGAGAGUGGGAUCUUGUAUUGUGGGGGAAACCGGAGUACCCGGAAGAAACCCACUUAUCCGGCUUGUUGACCACAAACCAAACUCAGGCCGGGAAUCGAACCCAGGUCGCCUAGUUGAGAAGCAAGUGCGCUAACCGGACAAACAAUUACGUUUAAUGGUGCUUACAGAGGGGGGGGGGGGGGGGGUGUUGAUGUUUGCGUAGCUUCAACUUAAAUAUAUAACAUUGUUACAAGGUCAAGUUCCAUUUGCUUUGGCAGUGUUCAUAUAUUUGAGGACCUCAUUUGUUUACAUUAGAAAUAAAGUGUUUGCCUGUUAGUUAUGAACCUAUUAUACUGGCAUAGCUGUGAUAUCUAUAUUCUUUAUACUGUCUCAUGAUUUUUAUUGUACAUAAUAUUAUUAGUGUUGCAGGAGAAUAGUUCUUGCAAGGUUUUUUGUUCAAGUAGAAAUCUCCACACUUCCAAGUGUAUGGUUGUAUUUCAGGUAAUAGUUCCUCCAUGUAUGCGACGUGAAGUUUUUGUUUUCAGUUCCGUAUUUCAGGCCUGUGGCCUUCAUUAUCAAUAAACCACAACUGACUUGACUAUUAUCCAAAAUAAAUGAUCAUACUAUUAUUCACAGGCACUGCAUUGCUAAAAUCCGCAUUUAUUUAUCUUUGUUUAGUUUGUAUAUUGUUUUAAUUUCAAUAUGUUAUGCUUUUAAGAAUAAUAAAUAUUUCCAACCUA